AUGACGUACACCGCAGUUGCUUAUGUCAUUCCCGUGGUAGUGCUGUUUUUCUUCAUCAGUAGUCUGGCGUCUGCACUGCUCCUUUUGAAAAAAAUAAGAUGGAGAUUUUGGAAGCGGAAGAAAGGACCCUCUUCAGCCGAGCUGAGGCAAAGGAGAAUUCCUGUCAUUGAGAGCACACCAUUUUGGGUCCCAGGCAUUCCAAGUAACCUUGUGGGGAUAGAGAUCCAACCUUCAGCUCAUCUGUUGCCUGUAACUUAUUCAACUCCAAAACCACGCAGACACAAACUAGUACGUAACUCUUGUGAAAAAAGCCGGCUUUUUUUUAGAAAGGAGGGUACAGUGUUCUACAACACCUGCCAAAAUUUCGCUUUUUCGUUUUCCUUCGCACCCGUGGGGGGACACUCAACAAACAACUAGUAAAAUCCCUACCAUUUUAUUUUCCUGAAGCCUGGAAAGGAUACCGUAAAAUUCCGAAAAUAAGCCCCGGGGCUUAUAUUUUUCAAAGGCCCUUUUUGAGGGGAUUAUUUUUGGAGGGGCUUAUAUUCGGAGGGGCUUAUCUACGGAGGAAAAUUUGUGUUUCAAAAUCGAUUGGUCUAGCCUUGCAGUUGGAAGGAAAUUUACCGUUUUUGCUUUGUUUUACUUUGUAUUUGAGGGCAAUUUCCAAGUACAACCCCCCCGGGGGGGGCUUAUAUUUGGAGGGACAAUUUAACGGAGAGUUUUUUGCGUUACGAGUUUGGGGAGCUUAUAUUUGGAGGGGUUAUACAUGGAGGGGUUUAUUUUCGGAAUUUUACGGGACCCCUUUCGGGAGGUGCUUCCCCGAAAAGGCCAUCACAAGGCUGGAAGUGUGUUAAAGCUCAUUAGUUUAAUUUAACAAAAAUAUUUAAUUUUGUCGUAGCGCUUUUCAGUUCGCCACGAUAGACCAGUAAUGACGUGAAAAUUAUUCACGAUGUUCUCUAAAUCGUGGUUUCUGAGGCCGCUAUCAUUUAAAGGAUCGAUCAGCCGGCCUUGGUGAUCAGGCCUAAUAGGGAUCGCAAAUGAACUGAUAAACAGCCAAAUGGCAAAGUCAACCGAUGUUCGACAAAAGAAUUCUCUCUUUUUGGCAAUUAAGGCUCCGUUGUUAAGGCUCUUAGCAGGAAUUAUUGUCCCUUCCGUUAAAUAUUUUUGUUUUCAACAGUUCAUAAAGCUGACUAAAAAAGUUAUUUCUAGAGUCUAUCGCGCUCCAUACAUCCUUAACGUCGCACUGAACAUCUGUUUUCAUCCAGAAAGAAGUCACUCUUGGAGCUCACUUCUAAGAUCCUAACUUUUUCUUUUGCAGAAUCAGGACGAAUUACCAAAACUUAAGUUUUCUCUUCAGUAUCACAAAGCAAGGUGAGUUCUUCUUUCAGCACAUGAGUCAAUUACCUCCCCUCGUCGCUGUCAUCAUGUUUACCUUUUGUUACUAUUUGUUUUUCUUAGUGGGGUACUGGAAGUACAGCUGCUAGACACGGCUAACCUUUCCCUGGAUAGCCCCAACCUGGACGAUGCCGCGCUAGAUGGUGGAGAUUCCUCUGUGUUUCUCUUUUCCAACGUCCAACUGACCCAGCAGGUGAGGCUUGAUUAGGGAAGAGUGACCAAAGUUAAUAUUCUCCCAACACCAUCGAUACAUAAUCUAUAGAGAAAAUGUUUUGAGAAUUAAUGAAAUGAUCACCUCAGUGAUGGGAAAUGCUUUGAUCAGCAAACAAAUUCUCUCAACCAAUUCUUUAAGAAAAUGCAUGGAGAUCACUCCGGAGAAUUUGUAUUAUGAUAUUGUGGCUUAAAGGGUUAAAGUGAUGCACAAGCAUUCCAUAUAGGAGAGGUGAGGUUGUAGCCGGCUUCAAACAAUAAUCACAAAAGAGAAAAUCGCUUGAUCGUAUAAAAUUCUCCCAACUAGGUCUUUGAGGAAAAUCAUGGGGAUCAGUGUGGAAAAUUUGUUUGAGGAUAUUGGGGCUUUAGGUAAAAAUGUUAUACGAGACGAUUCGCAACAACGAUUUUUAGCGCAACACAGCGUUCCAACAUUGUUGCUAUAUUGUAAUGAAUAGUUACAACAUUGUUCCAACAUUGCAACCCAGCUGUGUUGCUCUAAAAAUCGUCCUUGCGAAUCGUCUCGUGUAACACCACCUUUAAAGGAUUAGGCAGUGCAGCAAUUCUUCAACCUCACACGUAUCUCUGGCUUAUGCUAACGAACGUGGAUUUUAUCUGCAAGGGUUUGCUUUCAUUUUUUUUAUCCCAAUCUUAUUCAGGAGGAGACAAAAAAACGGCUCCGUUUAAUGUCUCGCCGCCGUCGCCGAAGGCAUAAGUCUUUCGAGAUCGAGAUGAGCUAUGAAGCACUACAGCUGCAGACAUUGCAGUUCUGUGUUAUGGGGUAUGAUGAGUAUUCAAGAAACAAGGUUAUAGGAGAUGUGCUCCUGCCUCUUGCUGAAUUGGCACAACAGGGCUUGGACAUCACCAGAGAGCUCGUGAUGUGGAGAGAUAUACAGACCUGUCAACCGGUGAAUAACCCCUUGUUUUUAUAUCGGGAAUGGUUUGUUUUUCUUUGCUGAAUUUUCUGGUAGGAAGUGGAGACGUGGUGUUUAUCUUUGUCAAAUUGCACCAUGAAUCUUUUUUGGGCCACGAAAGUUUGAUCAAGUUUGCCACGAAAACGCGUCACAAAUAGCCAAUAGAGAGCUUUAGGACGAGAGCGAGUAUGAUUUCGAGAUUUAACUUAAAGUUUUUAUUGCGUGUUCUAAUAAAAAGACAUCCCGGAAAUCUUCAAUUUACUUUUUUUCCACCAGAAAAGUUAUAGUACGGUUAUUUAUAUCGAAGGAGGUUAAGCGUUUAAACUUCUUACGUUUGAUGACUUGUUUCCGCCACUACGACAUUCUCGCUAAAACUCGUAGUAGAAUGACGACGGCUAUCGCGUUUUCCUGCCAAAAUGACGAUGGUUCACACUUGAGCAAUACUCAGUACUGGAAAAAUCUCCUAGUCGUAGUCAUACUCGUCCUACUCGUCUCAGAAUCUAAAGCUCUUUAAUAAAAGAAUUGAGGCUCAAGCGUCCCCAAAAUAGUCCCAUAAUGCAAUUAGACAAAACACGUAACCAGUCGCUCAAUCUCAAAGCCAUUCUCUAGCUAUAUUUUUAUGUCCAAAGUUUUAAGAGAACCAGAUCAGAAAGACAAAGUUUUUUUGAAUAAGUUAAUUUCAAAAUUUUCCUAACCACUCGCUUGGUUUUAGUCUCAUCUUGUAUCGUUCCUCGUUUGUCAACUCCUCUAUGUCUUAUUUCUUUUAGCGGUCACAUUUAUUACGUGAAAGAAUGGGACAAUUGUCGAGCAUAAAGUCAUCCCAGGACGUCUCGGAGCCGGAUGGCACAGGGAGACCAGCCGAACGCAAGUGUAGCACUUCAUAA
This is a messenger RNA of Porites evermanni, 3397 nucleotides long. The record is from the annotation of a GenBank genome assembly. NCBI's taxonomy places the organism in Eukaryota, Metazoa, Cnidaria, Anthozoa, Scleractinia, Poritidae.